AUGAUGAUAAAUGAGCUGGUGGAUUUGGACGAAGAAAGGUUACAUGCAUUAGAAGUAUUAAGAAGACAGAAGGAGAGGGUAGCAAGGGCAUACAAUAAGAGGGUCAAAGGUAAAACUUUUACUAUGAAUGAUUUAGUAUGGAAAGUCAUAUUGUCGAUGGAUCGAAAGAAUAAGGCAUUAGGAAAAUGGUCUCCACAUUGGGAAGGACCUUUUCGAAUUCUAAAAGCCUUUUCAAACAAUGCAUAUGAAAUAGAAGAACUAACAGAGGAUCGAAGGAUCCUAAAAGUAAAUGGAAAAUACUUAAAGAGGUAUAAACCAUUUAUGCACGAAGUUAGAAUCAUAGCAGCAUAG
Lathyrus oleraceus (garden pea) is the source of this 351-nucleotide messenger RNA. RefSeq lists its product as uncharacterized. The record is from RefSeq and is a predicted model, not a curated record. NCBI's taxonomy places the organism in Eukaryota, Viridiplantae, Streptophyta, Magnoliopsida, Fabales, Fabaceae. The transcript has a single exon. The coding region runs from base 1 to 351 and encodes 116 amino acids.